AUGAAUCUUAUAGUACUAGCGUAUCUGAAGUCCAUAUCUUCUCAUGAUCAUAGUAUAAAUCGAUAUCGUACAUCUAAUCCAGUGUACAUACAGUUUAUAUCUAAAUCUGGUAACUGGAUGAACUGUCGGAAUGCAGAUCAUAGUGGAUGUAUUCCACAAUACCAGCACCAUCGAAAAACCAGAGAACAAACGACACCAGAGACCAGACAAAGACCAGACAAGAUCAGACAAAGAUCAGACAAAGAUCAGACAAAGACCAAACAAAGGCCAGACAAAGACCAAACAAAGACCAGACAAAGACCAGACAAAGACCAGACAAAGACCAAACAAAGACCAGACAAAGACCAGACAAAGACCAGACAAAGACCAAACAAAGACCAAACAAAGAUCAGACAAAGACCAGACAAAGACCAGACAAAGAUCAGACAAAGACCAAACAAAGACCAGACAAAGACCAGACAAAGACCAGACAAAGACCAGACAAAGACCAGACAAAGACCAGACAAAGAUCAGACAAAGACCAGACAAAGAUCAGACAAAGACCAGACAAAGACCAAACAAAGACCAAACAAAGAUCAGACAAAGACCAGACAAAGACCAGACAAAGAUCAGACAAAGAUCAGACAAAGACCAGACAAAGACCAGACAAAAACCAGACAAAGACCAGACAAAGAUCAGACAAAGACCAGACAAAGAUCAGACAAAGACCAGACAAAGAUCAGACAAAGACCAGACAAAGAUCAGACAAAGACCAGACAAAGACCAAACAAAGACCAAACAAAGACCAGACAAAGACCAGACAAAGACCAGACAAAGACCAAACAAAGACCAAACAAAGAUCAGACAAAGACCAGACAAAGACCAGACAAAGACCAGGCAAAGACCAAACAAAGACCAAACAAAGACCAGACAAAGAUCAGACAAAGACCAGACAAAGACCAAACAAAGAUUAGACAAAGACCAAACAAAGAUCAGACAAAGACCAAACAAAGACCAAACAAAGACCAGACAAAGACCAGACAAAGACCAAACAAAGACCAAACAAAGACCAGACAAAGACCAGACAAAGACCAGACAAAGACCAGACAAAGACCAAACAAAGACCAAACAAAGAUCAGACAAAGACCAGACAAAGACCAGACAAAGAUCAGACAAAGACCAAACAAAGAUCAGACAAAGACCAGACAAAGACCAGACAAAGACCAGACAAAGACCAGACAAAGAUCAGACAAAGACCAGACAAAGAUCAGACAAAGACCAGACAAAGACCAAACAAAGACCAAACAAAGAUCAGACAAAGACCAGACAAAGACCAGACAAAGAUCAGACAAAGAUCAGACAAAGACCAGACAAAGACCAGACAAAGACCAGACAAAGAUCAGACAAAGACCAGACAAAGAUCAGACAAAGACCAGACAAAGACCAAACAAAGAUCAGACAAAGACCAAACAAAGAUCAGACAAAGACCAAACAAAGACCAAACAAAGACCAGACAAAGACCAGACAAAGAUCAGACAAAGACCAGACAAAGACCAGACAAAGACCAGGCAAAGACCAAACAAAGACCAAACAAAGACCAGACAAAGAUCAGACAAAGACCAGACAAAGACCAAACAAAGAUUAGACAAAGACCAAACAAAGAUCAGACAAAGACCAAACAAAGACCAAACAAAGACCAGACAAAGACCAGACAAAGACCAAACAAAGACCAAACAAAGACCAGACAAAGACCAGACAAAGACCAGACAAAGACCAGACAAAGACCAGACAAAGACCAAACAAAGACCAAACAAAGACCAGACAAAGACCAAACAAAGAUCAGACAAAGACCAGACAAAGACCAGACAAAGACCAGACAAAGACCAAACAAAGACCAAACAAAGAUCAGACAAAGACCAGACAAAGACCAGACAAAGAUCAGACAAAGAUCAGACAAAGAUCAGACAAAGACCAAACAAAGACCAGACAAAGACCAAACAAAGAUCGGACAAAGACCAGACAAAGAUCAGACAAAAACCAGACAAAAACCAAACAAAGAUCAGACAAAGACCAGACAAAGACCAAACAAAGACCAAACAAAGACCAGACAAAGACCAGACAAAGAUCAGACAAAGACCAGACAAAGACCAAACAAAGAUCAGACAAAGACCAGACAAAGACCAGACAAAGACCAGACAAAGACCAAACAAAGACCAAACAAAGACCAGACAAAGACCAGACAAAGAUCAGACAAAGACCAGACAAAGAUCAGACAAAGACCAGACAAAGACCAAACAAAGACCAGACAAAGACCAGACAAAGAUCGGACAAAGACCAGACAAAAACCAGACAAAGACCAGACAAAGAUCAGACAAAGACCAAACAAAGACCAGACAAAGACCAGACAAAGACCAAACAAAGACCAGACAGAGACCAGACAAAGAUCAGACAAAGACCAGACAAAGACCAAACAAAGAUCAGACAAAGACCAGACAAAGACCAAACAAAGAUCGAACAAAGACCAGACAAAAACCAGACAAAGACCAGACAAAGAUCAGACAAAGACCAGACAAAGAUCAGACAAAGACCAGACAAAGACCAAACAAAGAUCAGACAAAGACCAAACAAAGAUCAGACAAAGACCAAACAAAGAUCAGACAAAGACCAGACAAAGACCAGGCAAAGACCAAACAAAGACCAAACAAAGACCAGACAAAGAUCAGACAAAGACCAAACAAAGACCAAACAAAGACCAAACAAAGACCAGACAAAGACCAAACAAAGAUCAGACAAAAACCAGACAAAAACCAAACAAAGAUCAGACAAAGACCAGACAAAGACCAAACAAAGACCAAACAAAGAUCAGACAAAGACCAAACAAAGACCAAACAAAGACCAAACAAAGACCAAACAAAGACCAGACAAAGACCAGACAAAGAUCAGACAAAAACCAGACAAAAACCAGACAAAGACCAAACAAAGAUCAGACAAAGACCAGACAAAGAUCAGACAAAGACCAGACAAAGCCCAGACAAAGAUCAUGUAAUGAAAUAG
Molecule: messenger RNA, 3033 nt
Organism: Mucor velutinosus
Lineage: Eukaryota; Fungi; Mucoromycota; Mucoromycetes; Mucorales; Mucoraceae
Exons: 1
Coding region: 1-3033 (1010 amino acids)
Biological process (GO): microtubule cytoskeleton organization; extracellular matrix organization
Cellular component (GO): microtubule; extracellular matrix
Molecular function (GO): microtubule binding; calmodulin binding
Source: RefSeq, a predicted model, not a curated record